AUGACUUCUGAGUCAUCACUUGGUGGAGCAAGAGGACUUGAUGUGCUGCCCACAACCAUUUCUUGGUUUCGCAAUGGAGGUGAUAAUGAGACAGCAGAUUUACUAGAGAGAGUGGUUUACCCCGAAGAGGUUACCCAUUGUGCUGCUGGUGUUAAAUGGUUUAAGUAUCUUUGCCUGAGGGCUAAAAAUCCUACUUGGGAUCAGGGCAGCAUGGCAUCUCCAGGUGGGUCAGGAGCAAGUGAAAAAACGCUAGGGGAAAAUGGAGCAAUUCAGAAGUUUCACUCGAUAGUGAGGACAUACUUCAGGGGACCAUUGAAACCACCUUUCAAUGAGGAAGCAAGAAAAGCUGCUGGGUUUGGCCCUCAGUGGUAUGAACCACUUGCUGUCAAAGAGGUUAGCUCUAGAAUGGAAACAAUAUUGUAA
Messenger RNA from Alnus glutinosa, 423 nucleotides. RefSeq lists its product as uncharacterized. The transcript is spliced from 2 exons. The record is from RefSeq and is a predicted model, not a curated record. Bases 1 to 423 code for a protein of 140 amino acids. Lineage: Eukaryota; Viridiplantae; Streptophyta; Magnoliopsida; Fagales; Betulaceae.